Messenger RNA from Chroicocephalus ridibundus (black-headed gull), 2530 nucleotides. RefSeq lists its product as uncharacterized. Lineage: Eukaryota; Metazoa; Chordata; Aves; Charadriiformes; Laridae. The record is from RefSeq and is a predicted model, not a curated record. Gene Ontology annotation, biological process: negative regulation of MAPK cascade; protein dephosphorylation. The transcript is spliced from 2 exons. Gene Ontology annotation, cellular component: cytosol; cytoplasm. Gene Ontology annotation, molecular function: MAP kinase tyrosine phosphatase activity; protein tyrosine/threonine phosphatase activity; MAP kinase tyrosine/serine/threonine phosphatase activity. Bases 18 to 1034 code for a protein of 338 amino acids.
CUUGUCCAAACUUGGUGAUGAGUAAAAGUGAAGCACAUGAAGAGAACCAUGGGGAUGUGGUGUCCAUAGCUGUGCAGCCCAGCAGGACACACCGGUCACUCUGCUUAGUGCCAUCAGCAGAAGAGGACCACCGCUCCAGCAAGUUGGCAUCCCAGGACUGGCAGAGUGGUUUGCAGGUCCAGAUGGAAGAAGCUGAGCAUGGAGGGGCAGCCCACAGGACGGGGUCCCUGGGACGGGCAUCCCAUUCUUGUGCCCUCAGAUCAGGUCCCACCUCUGCUCCUUCCCUGCCUUGUCCAGCUGACUCCCCUUCCAAGGCCAAGCUCCCCAGCUGCUUCUCCAUCUUCUCGCCAUCGCCACAGGGCUCCAAGCCUGAUUCCAGACCCCUGCCUCAUGCCAACUCUAAGAAAUCCCUCAGGGGGAGCUGGAAGAAGAACCUGCAUCCUGAGGAGCCCACCGGUCUGAAAUCAGGGGAGUCUGCAUGUUCCCCCUUCACAGGACCCAUCAUUGCUCGGAUAACUGAUGGCAUCUACCUGGGGAACCUCAACGCUGCCUACAGCGGGCGGGCGCUGUGCACCAACAGCAUUGACAGCAUUGUCGACAUGAGCAGCCUGCCCAGUGACUGCAGCCUGAGCAUCAUCCCCUGCACGUGCCGACGAGGAGGGUUCAGGCACAAUUGGUCACGCCUCAAGGUUGACAUCCAGGCUCCGCUUCAUGGGGAUCAUCACAGAAAGGGGCAACCCUGCUUCCGGGACAUCAACGAGUGCAUUGAAGCCUCGCUGGAGAAAGGGAAGCGUGUCCUCAUCCACUGCAGGGAUGGUUACUCUCUAGGUCCUACUUGCGUCAUUCAGUACCUCAUGGUCAAGCACAGCAUGAGGCUGCUGGCAGCCUACGAGUUUGUGAGGGCACGGUACCCGCUGAACAUCCAGGAGUGUCAUCAGGACCUGCUGGUGGGUUUGGAGAUGUCCCUGCAGCCUGGGGCCAUCAACAUCACGUGCCUGAAGCACUCUCUUUCAAGGAAGAUGGCAUGGAGCUAAACGGACAGGGUGGCUGUGUUGUUUGUCAGUUGCCCUGAAGAGGAACAGCCAAAAGCCUUAACUCCAUCUCAUGGGUGAACGCGGUGACUGUAGCUGUGGGGUAUGUAGGACAGCACUGGCACAAGAGUCAAAGGCAAUGGCCUUCCUUUGUAGCAGUUCCUAGAGGCUGGUGCUGGCAGAAGUAGAGCGUGGUGAGCUCUUUUAGGGAUACACUGGAGGGAGAGGGAGCGCUCCAUGCAGGAUGGGAGCCAUCUGCUGUGCUUUGGUCUGAUGUGAUUUUGGGAAAGCAAAGGGAAGUCAGACACUGGUUUGCUCAGCGUUCCUGCCACAGUUUUACCGUGAACUCAACUGCAACAGAGUUUUUUAUUUUGCUGCUUGUUUUUUUUUGCUAACAGUGUCAUCCUUGGAAAUAAGAGAUGUCAUCUGAUGUCAUGCCACUCCAUAGUGCCUGUCCACUUGAUGCUUGUAGGAUGUUGAAGAGGAGGCAAGGUGUAAGGGUGUAGGAGGUGGCCACGAGGGAGAGCUUGCAUGGAUCCAUCAGCGUAGUCCUUCCAACACAUGGUGGUUCCCUGGAAGAGCCUGGCCCAGAAGUGCCAGACAUGAGUCUCUCAAAAGCGUAGGGUAGAACCUCCUGUAUAUGCCAGGUCUUCCCUCUGUCUGGCCUUGCAGCGUGGGGAAAGCGCUCUGGGACCGGUGGGCCAUACUCGUGGUGCAUUCCACUAGCAUGAGUGGAGGGGAAUGAGGGAAGGAAACAAGGUCAUCUGCACUCCAAGAAGGGUACUCAAUUGUGAACAGUGUGUCCACUCCCAGCCCCUGUGCGAUACCCUCACUCAUGCUUCAUAUUCACAGAGCUGAGCCCUCUCUGAAGGACUUGCCUGGAGCUUCUUUAUGUCUUCCUUCAGUUUUUCUGCAAGGAACUUGUUCAUUCAUCACUCAAACACUUGUACUACUUCCUUUGGAAACCUUUGUCUUUCUUAAUGUUAACCAUAGCUCAUACUUUGGGAUGUUUUUGUUUUUCUUUUCUUCCUGGUCCUCACUGGGUUUAUUCCUCAUGACAUUUUAGGUCUGGAGCCUCUUUCCUUUUUUGGGAGGGCUGCCCUACAGCUUAACCUCUGUGCAAGGAACCUCCAGGGAAAGCCUUAUGCAGACUUGGAGGCUCAACCUUCUGCUAAUCCUAUUACCACACCUCACCAUCCACUCCUCCUGUUUCCUACAAGCACAUCUGUUUUAGCCAAAAUUUGGCUCAUGGGACUUCUUUCUUUGAACUUCUUUAUUCAACUGUUUUAGGCCAAUAUUUCCCUAUCAUAAGGUGAUAACCAAAACCUUGAACUCAGAGCAAAUCUCUUUUGCUGUGCUACGUGCCUUGACUCCAGGAGGUCCAAAAAGCUUUCAUUUCACAGGGCUGAAGGAACCUCCUGAUGUGUGGGGAAUUUUUGAACGGAUAACCCUCCCAGUUUUGAUCCCUCCACCAAGAGCUGAGCUGCUCUUUGGAGGAC